GUCAAAAUCGGCAGCUCGAAAUGUAAACAAACAAAAUUGCUUUUGCACAAAAAUGGGAUAAUCUCCAGGCAAAGCGUUUUCCAGCCGGCUAAAUGUAGUAAAAAUUGUGAUAAAUGGAGUGAAAAUGGGUGAAACUCGUGUGGAAUCAUUAGAGGGUCGAUUAGAGUGUCGGCUUUGCCUGCAGGAUGCCGACUUUAUGCUUUCCGUAUUUGGCGAGCGAGGUCAGGAACUGCAGAUGAACCAAAUGCUUCUGCAGCAUUUAAAUCUCACGAUCACUGAAGAUGGAAAUCUUCCAAAGCACAUCUGCCUCAAGUGCUGGCACACGGUAGAGUACAUUGAUUCGUUCGUCCGACAGGUGGUACAAAACCAAUCCAUUCUGGCGAACCGACAGCACGAUGUAACGGGUUACAAUAUCAUAUGCGAAUCGCAACCGAUCGGUGAAAGAAGAAAAAGUUUCGAAUUUAUUAAAGAAGCGAUCGAAGCUCAUUCCAGUCCACCGUCGUACGAUGAGGCACAGAAAACGAAACAGGCAACGAAAGCCGUCGCGAUGAACGAGGAUGAACAGGAGGAAGAACUUAUCGAAAUCAUCGAAGAACCGUACGAUGAGGUUUCGGUAGGGAACGAUAAUGAUCCACAGAAUGUCGUCUACGAUCUGCUGCCACCUGAUGACGAAACUGUGCACGAAGGAGAAGAUUCCCUCAAGAAGGAUUCUCCCAGUGAACCUAACAACACGUCGACCGAAGAAGCUGGUAUUCUCGUUCGGGUGAAUGGCCAUCUAUUUCCACAAAUGAUUCGGGACGGAAGAAUGGCCAUAAAUGGAGACGAGUUGGACAAAUGUUUGGCCGCUUACUACGGGUUGGCGUGUGAACUUUGCCAGCAGCAAAGCUGGACCACAAUUGAGCAACUUUUCAGCCAUCACCGGGAUGUACACGGGGAGCCGGGCUUCGUAAAGUGCUGUGGAAAGAAGAUUGAGAAAAAAUCGCUCAUGGCGAUGCAUUUGGCCAGGCACAUACAACCGGAAGCGUUCGAGUGUCCAAUAUGCAAAAAGAUGAUGACAACGCCCCGCAUACUCAAGUCCCACAUCCAGAACCACCUGCCGGAAGAAGAACGACCGUACAAGUGUGAGCUAUGUCCACGGCGAUUCGGGUACAUCAGCGCCCUUCUAAUACACGCUUCCACACAUCGGGCAGAAAACGAAGAAAAGGGUGUCUACCAUCUGUGCUACAGCUGUGGACGGGCGUUUCGAUCCAGUGAAAAGCUGGCGAACCACAUUACCGAGUCACACAAACCAAACGAUGGCGGCAACAGCAGCAGCUGUGUGUCUUGCGAAACGUGUGGCAAAACGUUCAUAACCAAGAGUAACCUUAACUACCACAUGACCACACACCAGCCGAAGGUGCUGCAUCAGGUGCAGUGUGAGCGUUGCGGGAAGUGGCUCAAAAAUAAGCUUUGCCUUCGGAAGCACCUGCUGCAACACUCGCAGGUACGCCAUGCCUGUGAGCAGUGUGACUAUACAACGGUCAACGUACAAAGCUUGCAGCAUCAUCGGCGGGUUCAGCACACCGAUCACAAACCGUUCGUAUGCGCAACGUGCGGUAAGUCGUUCAAGCUGAAAAGCAACCUCCGGGAACAUACGGCCCAACAUGGGACGGAGAAAAAGUAUUCGUGCGAGUUCUGUUCGCGCCGGUUCACCUCCAAGAGCAACUAUUAUUGUCACCGGAAGCGGAUGCAUACGGCCGAGCUGGAACAGCAAAACCGGCGUAAGGAGCAGGAAGAAAGUGCACAUCGUAUCAAGCUAAAACUACAGAAGUGAGAAAUCGAUCCGUCCGUCCGUUAAGUUCUCAAAAACUCAAAGAGGGUGAGAAUAAAGCGAUAACACUGCUUUUGCAAGCCUAGAA
Molecule: messenger RNA, 1898 nt
Organism: Anopheles stephensi (Asian malaria mosquito)
Lineage: Eukaryota; Metazoa; Arthropoda; Insecta; Diptera; Culicidae
Product: zinc finger protein 62 homolog
Exons: 4
Coding region: 125-1813 (562 amino acids)
Cellular component (GO): nucleus
Molecular function (GO): zinc ion binding
Source: RefSeq, a predicted model, not a curated record